AUGUUACACAGUUGGUUACGAAAGUCCACCAUUGAUGUGACCAAAGUGUGGGAUGUGUAUACAACAAUAAUGAAAGUUUUGAUUGCAUUAUGUGUGUUGUUUAUUGGUGCAUUUUCUGCGACAGCAUUUAAUACAGCAAAUGACGACGGAUGGAAUUUAUUUAAACAAGUACAUUCAAAACAGUAUACAAAUGAACAAGAAGUACAUCGACGUAGCGUUUGGGAAUCAAAUUUACAAAAAAUUCGAACACAUAAUUUAGAAGCUGACCUUGGUGUUCAUACAUAUACAAUGAAAAUGAAUAAAUAUGGUGAUCUGACGCAUGAAGAGUUUGUCAAACAAAUGAAUGGUUUAAAAAUGGAACUUCGUUCACGAUCAGUUGAUAAUGAUCAUCAUACAUUUAUUCCACCAUCAAAUGUUGAUAUACCAGCAUCCGUUGAUUGGAGAACAAAAGGGUAUGUGACCGGCGUAAAAGACCAAGGACAAUGUGGAUCAUGUUGGGCAUUUUCGGCAACAGGAAGUUUGGAAGGUCAACAUUUCAAAAAGUAUAAUAAACUUGUUUCAUUAUCAGAACAAAAUUUAGUUGAUUGUUCUGGUAAACAAGGUAAUAUGGGCUGUGAUGGUGGUUUAAUGGAUCAAGCUUUUGAAUAUAUAAAAGUGAACAAAGGAAUUGAUACCGAGAAAAGUUAUCCAUAUGAAGCUGAAGAUGGCAAAUGUCGAUUCAAAAAGCAAAAUGUUGGGGCAAACGAUACUGGAUAUACGGAUAUUAAAUCAGGUAGCGAAACUGAUUUAGAGUCAGCUAUUGCAACAGUUGGUCCCAUAUCAGUUGCUAUCGAUGCAUCACAAGAUUCAUUCCAGUUUUAUUCAUCCGGUGUCUACAAUGAACCUGAUUGUUCAUCAACAGAAUUAGAUCAUGGUGUUUUAGCUGUGGGUUAUGAUACAACAGCGAAAAAACAAGACUAUUAUAUCGUUAAAAAUUCAUGGGGUGAAUCAUGGGGAAAUGAUGGUUAUAUCUGGAUGUCACGUAAUAAGAAAAAUCAAUGUGGUAUAGCAACGAUGUCAUCAUAUCCACUAGUUUAA
Messenger RNA from Didymodactylos carnosus, 1077 nucleotides. The record is from the annotation of a GenBank genome assembly. Lineage: Eukaryota; Metazoa; Rotifera; Eurotatoria; Philodinida; Philodinidae.